AUGAAUCGAUUAACAAAGACUGAUUCUCGGCAAGGCAGAUGUGUCCGUAGAACCCAUUCUCCAUCCGUCCGUGCUGUUGGGACCUGUGCUCCAGUCGCCGGAGCUGCUGCAACCCGUGCUCAAGCUGGAGCCACCGGUGUUCCUCAAGAUGCUGGUGUUCCUAGAGGAGCUGCUGCAACCCAUGCUCAAGCUGGAGCCACCGGUGUUCCUCAAGAUGUUGGUGUUCCUAAAACUUGUGCUCCUCAAAUUGGUGCUUUUCCCGUUGGUGCAUGGUGGUCAACGUCAUCUACUAGUGAAGAGUUAUACCCACCAGGAGGGUUCACAAAUUAUCUGCAGUCAAACCCAUUUGCUAACCAUCCUAGUGGAAAUAAUAUUCCAGAAAAUUUUCACUUUGUUGGUGCUGCAAUGGGUCAGUCUUCAAUGUCUCCAAUUGAUUUGGGUGCUAGAAGAACUCCUUCUCCAGCACAAGAAACUGAUGAUCUAGUGGAUGAUGUAGAUGUAGAAGAAACUGAAACAAUUAACGUCGAUGAGGAUUUUAGAACCGACAGGCGUUUGAACUGGUCGGUUGAUGAAGAUAAACGAUUGGCCAGUGCUUGGUUGCGUAAUUCAAAGGAUCCAGUCGACGGAAAUAGCAAAAAGGCAGAGCGGUAUUGGGCAGAUGUUACUAAAGAAUACAACAAGAACACAUAA
Molecule: messenger RNA, 690 nt
Organism: Miscanthus lutarioriparius
Lineage: Eukaryota; Viridiplantae; Streptophyta; Magnoliopsida; Poales; Poaceae
Source: the annotation of a GenBank genome assembly